AUGGCGGGAAGGUGGCUCGGAGCCCUGGUCGAGCGCUCCACGCAGAGCCCCGGGUCGUGCGCUCCGCUCCCAGCCUCCGCCCUCCUGGGGGAGAUCGCACAGCAGGGCCAGACGGCGCAGCGGCGGCGCGACGCGAUGCUGUACGCGCUGUCCGCGGCGGCCCUGAUGUUCGGCGUGUCCUUCUUGGCGGUGCCGAUUUACCAGAUGUUCUGCCAGGCGACGGGGUACGGCGGCACGACGCAGGACGACGGGCGCACGAUCGAGGACAAGAUGCGCAACCGGCUGCUGAACCCGAACGAGGAGAUCGAGGCCGCGGCCGCGCAGCGGCAGGUCCGCGUGUCGUUCGACUCGUACGUGUCGCCGGGGAUGCCGUGGACGUUCGAGCCGUGCCAGCGCGAGCUGUGGGUGCGGCCGGGGCAGAGCGCGCUCGCGUUCUUCAACGCGACGAACCGCAGCGGGCGCGACGUGGUCGGGGUGUCGACGUACAACGUCGUCCCGAACAAGGCGGGGGUGUAUUUCAACAAGAUCCAGUGCUUCUGCUUCGAGGAGCAGCGGCUCAAGGCCGGGGAGUCCAUCGACAUGCCGGUCUUCUUCUACCUCGACCCGGAGCUCGCGACGGACGCGCGCAUGAACGACGUGAAGGACAUCAUUCUGUCGUACACGUUCUUUGAGGUGGAGGAGGAGGGGCAGGGGCUGGAGCUGGCCAACCAGCUGCGGAACGAGGAGGAGGCGCGGUUCCGCGCCGCGCUGGACGCCGCGGGCGCGGGCGCGCAGGGGCGCACCGUUGGCGACGUGAACAAGACGGCUGGGGAUGACUGCGAGGACUGCGCGGACGCGGUGGUGCGCGGGGCGGUGGGGAAGUGA
Messenger RNA from Pedinophyceae sp. YPF-701, 864 nucleotides. The record is from the annotation of a GenBank genome assembly. Lineage: Eukaryota; Viridiplantae; Chlorophyta; Pedinophyceae.